UCUACAAUUAAGUCUUCUUAGCGUUUGGGAAGGCAUCUAGAACAUCAUGGCGACCUCCGCAGAAAGAUUUGCGCGAAUCGUGUACAGAAACUGGCCCAGUAAUGUGUUCAACCCGCUCACAAGGGUUAUCAACAAGCAGAUGUGGAGAUGGACCCAAGGCGUGACCUUGAAACCAACUGCCAAGAUUCUGGUAGAGUUUGACCCCUGGUUAGGGCCGGAGAAAACCAUCUCUUGUAGAAAUGCUCUCAGAAUGUUUGCCAACCCAAAAACACGGAAGACCAACCCAAAGUGUGAAAUCACAACAAAAAUCAAGAACGACAGAACGGAACCGAUUAUUGACGUAGAAUACAUGGAUGGAGAAAGAAUCAUCUUCAAGUCAGCAAAUCUACAUGAACUUGAGAUAUUUGAGAGAUACAUGAAGAAAGCUGCAGAGAAGGAUCCAGAAAUUAAACUGCCACAAUGAGACAUUCACAACAGACAAUUAUGAAGCAGUGAAUGUCAAAAAAGGAGAAUGUUAAAGGAUUUGUUUAGCUAAAAGUGUCUUGAGAAAUAUAUCAGAUGCUUCUAUCUACAAUGUAGUUAUUGCCCCAGUAAAAGAUACAUAAAAGGCAAUUGUGAAGAAAUAAAUUUGUUACAUUUUAUUUCAGGGAUGGAAUAUGUUAACAAUUGUAUUUAGUUUAGUACAUAAUUAACAAUUAACAAAAUACAUGUACAAUUGAAGGCACUAUUACUGUUAUUUGUUAUCCAUGCAGAUCGUUAGAUGAAAUAUAUUCUGAACUACAU
Messenger RNA from Branchiostoma belcheri (Belcher's lancelet), 783 nucleotides. Its product is annotated as 39S ribosomal protein L53, mitochondrial-like. The transcript is spliced from 3 exons. Gene Ontology annotation, cellular component: mitochondrial large ribosomal subunit. The coding region runs from base 47 to 463 and encodes 138 amino acids. NCBI's taxonomy places the organism in Eukaryota, Metazoa, Chordata, Leptocardii, Amphioxiformes, Branchiostomatidae. The record is from RefSeq and is a predicted model, not a curated record.